This is a messenger RNA of Pecten maximus, 4790 nucleotides long. Its product is annotated as alpha-mannosidase 2C1-like. Gene Ontology annotation, biological process: mannose metabolic process; oligosaccharide catabolic process. The transcript has 30 exons. Bases 221 to 3406 code for a protein of 1061 amino acids. The record is from RefSeq and is a predicted model, not a curated record. Lineage: Eukaryota; Metazoa; Mollusca; Bivalvia; Pectinida; Pectinidae. Gene Ontology annotation, molecular function: carbohydrate binding; alpha-mannosidase activity.
CUCACAAAAGCGGAUGUACAAUUUGUGUCCUGUUGCUCCAUUUCCGCACGGUGCCAGAGGACCAGUUAGAUAGCCUAGGCUAAAACGAUAGUAGCGUCACACGUGAGGUUACCUCUGUUGUAAUGGUGCAUUGAUGGUGGCUUUUAUUGAUAGCAGUUUACCAUAGUGUCACGGUACCUAGAGAUACAGAUAGAUGAGGUUAUCUUGAUCAGCAGCCAUUAUGGAGCCUGUUGUUAUUAAACACAAACGGACAACUCUGGAAAGAGCAGAGAAGUUCAUAUCAGAACAUCACUUCACUGACAUCAAUCUCAGAAGCAGAUUGUAUCCCAAGAAAGCGAGUUUGGCAUCAAUUUCACACUUUGAGGCUCCAGGCAGAAUCCCAGUAGAGGAAGCUUUAGCAGGAACUUAUACAGAAACAAAGAUCGGACAGUCAUUUGGACCAACCUGGUCAACACAUUGGUUCUGUUUGAACAUCGUAGUGCCUGAGGACUGGGUGGGACAAGAAGUGUGUCUGCUGUGGAAUUCUAACUCAGAGGCGCUCGUGUGGAAGGACAGCUCACCUGUUCAGGGUUUGAGUGGGGAACACAAGAGACAUUCAUUUCCCUUGGCUAAUGGUCCAAUAUGGAAGAACCAAUGCAGACAGAAGAUCCACAUAGAGAUGGCCUGCAAUGGUCUAUUUGGAGCAGGAAACAACGGCAUGAUAGAACAUCCAGACUCGAAUCGGUUCUUCACCCUGGCUCAGGCAGAAAUUGCCAUAUUUGACCGUAGAAUUUACAACCUUAUCUUAGAUGUGGAGAUGUUACAUGAUAUGGCUAAGCAUUUACCAGAAAACACAGAGCGAGGUUAUCAAGCUUUGUAUACUGUGAACAAGCUCAUCAAUACCUGUAAUGUGGAGGAUCCCUCUACCUACCACAGAGCUCAUGCAAUAGCAGAAGAGUUUUUUAAACAAGGAAAUGGAGCUAGUCAGCACACACUCCAUGCUAUGGGACAUGCUCACAUAGACACAGCGUGGCUGUGGCCCUAUGAUGAGACGAUACGGAAGUGUGCGAGGAGCUGGUCAUGUACAUUACAGCUGAUGGAACAGUACCCAGACUUCACAUUCACGUGUUCACAGGCACAACAGUUUGAGUGGGUGAAGCAGCACUACCCAGUCAUGUAUGACAAAAUCAAGUCCUUUGUACAGAGGGGUCGGUUUAUACCGGUUGGUGGUACGUGGGUAGAAAUGGAUGGAAACAUUCCUAGUGGAGAAUCCUUUAUCAGACAGUUCUUGUAUGGACAGUUAUUCUUUCAAAAAGAAUUUGGCAAAACAUGUUCAGAGUUCUGGCUGCCAGACACGUUCGGAUACUCCGCUCAACUUCCUCAGAUCAUGAACAUCUGUAAUAUCAAACGCUUCCUGACUCAGAAACUCAGUUGGAGCCUUGUCAAUAAGUUCCCUCACCACACAUUUUGGUGGCAGGGCAUCGACGGCAGCAAAGUCCUCUCCCAUUUCCCUCCUGGUGACUCGUACGAGAUGAAAGGCCAUGUCAAAGAGGUACUGUUCAGUUUGUCUAACUACCAAGACAAGGGGCGGUCUGGUCACAGUAUGUACCUGUUUGGUUAUGGUGACGGCGGCAACGGUCCUUCGGAGGACAUGCUCCAGCGACUACAUAGGAUAGAGGAUACAGACGGUCUGCCAAGAGUCAAGAUGAGCACACCUGAUGAAUAUUUCUCCACUGUUGAGAAGAAUGAUGGUGACAAAUUAUGUAAAUGGACAGGAGAGCUAUACCUAGAGCUUCACAAUGGCACAUAUACCACCCAAGCCAAGAUAAAAGAACUCAAUCGUAGAUGUGAGAUUUUGCUCCAUGAUGUUGAGUUAUUGAACAGCCUGGCGCUGGCCGCAGAUGAUUACGACUAUCCAGCAGACGAACUCCUCAGACUCUGGAAACUGUUACUGCUGAACCAAUUCCAUGAUGUACUUCCUGGGUCAUCUAUAGAACUGGUAUACAAGGAUGCAAAUAAUCACUACAUAGAUAUACUGAAGUCUGGAAAUGCAUUAUGGAACCGUGCCUUUUCCCAUCUAACUGUUGGUCAGUCUGACCUCUGUCCACUAGUGGUCAACACCCUUAGCUGGGAGCGGUCAGAUGUAAUCAUUGUGCCUGUAGAUGAAAGCGAGGAAAUCUCAGAAAGUUCAUCCAAAAGAUUAAAGCUAGAUCAGGAUUUACUGCAAUUGGAUGUCUACAGUAACAAUCUUGCCAUUGUGUUGGUUCCAAGCUGUGGUUAUACAAGUCUUCUACCCCAGGAAUGUCAGUUCCCCGUCACAGUGGUGAAACAGGGAGAUGUCUAUGAGCUGGAGAACCAAUACCUGACUGCUGUUAUAAACUCAUCUGGUCAUCUACUUGAGCUAAGUGUGCCAGGGACAAGUAGAAAUGCUAUCAGUACAAGUCACCAUGGUAACCAGUUUGUGAUGUAUGACGACGUGCCCCUAUUUUGGGAUGCCUGGGAUGUGAUGGACUAUCACUUAGAGACUAGAAAACCAGUAACAGAAGUAAUCGAGAGUGUGAAGAUCAAUGACCUUGGGCCUAUCAGAGUAUCACUAGAGUUUUCUUUGAAGAUCAGUGAUAAAAGCUAUCUCAGACAAAUCAUCGUCCUGGAUGCCAUAACUCCCUACCUCAGAUGUGAAACUCAAGUUAUGUGGCAUGAAAACAGAAAGUUCCUCAAGGUCGAGUUUCCCACCUCAAUCACUGCCAAUGCAGCCUCAUAUGACAUUCAGUUUGGUCACAUUCAGCGACCUAACCACUUCAACACUUCCUGGGAUUGGGCCCAGUUUGAGGUGUGUGGACAUAAAUGGGCAGAUAUUUCCGAGUAUGGAUUUGGCCUGGCCAUACUCAACGACAGUAAAUAUGGCUACUCCUGUCUAGACAAUGUACUCCGACUGUCACUACUUCGCUCUCCCAAAGCACCUGAUAUGAAAGCUGAUAUGGGAACACAUAAGUUCACCUACGCAAUUAUGCCCCAUACUGGAACAUUCCAAGAGGCUGGCGUGAUACAGCAGGCCUAUAACCUCAACUGCCCUCUGUAUGUACAGCAGAGAGAUAACACAGGGGAGACAACUCCGGGGAAUAAUAUACCUCCGGACCCCACAAGUUUCUUCAAAUUGGACACCCCACAGGUCAUCCUGGAAACUGUGAAAAGGUGCGAGAAGAAGAUGAAUAGCCUUGUAUUGCGUCUGUAUGAAGCAUUUGGAGGAGAGACACGGGCCUGUCUUACUUCAUCAGUUCCAUUCACCAAUAUAUACAGAUGCAAUGGUUUAGAGGAUUCAAUACCAAAUGACGAAACCACCAGUGAAGACCUUGAUGUGGGAAAUAACGAAAUUACAUUCACCAUCAAACCAUUUCAGGUUCUCUCUUUUAUCAUUGACCUUCAGUAGAGGUCGCCAGAUCUGGAGGGUCAUGUGACAAUUAAUCUGCUACUUUCUGGGAAUUUUUCUGUCUUCAUUUCAUAAAACGUGGUUUGUACAGAAGAUGAAGAGUGCUGGAAAAGUGCUGGUAUUUCGGGUCAGAGCUGAAAAAUUGCUGAAAUUUGGGGCUGGAAAAGUGCUGGUAUUUGGGGUCACUGCUGUAAAAGUGCUUGAAUGUCGGGUUAAGUAGUGAAAAAGUGCUGGAAUUUUGGAUCAGUGCUGUAAAAGUAUUUGAAUUUGGGGGUCUGUGGUGGAAAAGUGCUGGAAUUUGGGGUCAGAGUUGGAAAUUUGCUGAAAUGUUUGGUCAGAGCUAAAAAUUGCUGAAAUUUGGGUUCAGCUGGAAAAGUGCUAGAAUUUAGUAAAAGUGCUGGAAUAUGGAGGUUCAGUACUGUAAAUGUGCUGGAAUUUACUCACAAGUUCUCCAAAAGUACUAGAAUUCAUACUAACUGCAAAGAUGCAAUUAUUUUCAGAUUUCUUAAAAAUGAAAGAUUAAUCACAGGAAAAUCAAGUGUUAAUAGAAAUACACAGAUAAGUCUGUCUUUUAUUUGAUUAAGGCAAACAAAUAGGACUUUCACAUCCGAUUCUGGAACACAAGUCAACAUUUAGUAAAGAUAUUGAGUAAUACAACGGUUAUAGAAAAAAACUUUUUGUUUUUUCUUCAUUAAGUUAAAAGAUGAAAAAUGACCCCUGUUCCCUCCAAGCUUGGACACUUGGAAAAUUUUGAACAGUGAACUGUUUAAAAGUGUUUCAGUGCAGAACAAUUAUGCUUGUGGAUCUUGAUAUGAAAUGACUUGUGGAUGACAAUCAGUUUUGUUUGAAUAAGUAUUAUGAAUUUUAUGAAUGGACUUCAUUAGGCUUUUGGACUUACAUAUUGAUGACGUAUGACUCAAUGACUUGGUUUAAAUGUCUUCAGAGAUUGUUAAUGUGACUUGGGCCACAAUCGUUUACUAUUAAAUGUUAAAAAGUGACUACAAAGUCAAAGGCUAGUAUCAACAAAUUGUCAUACAGCAUAGUAGGUCAGAGUAUUAUAUUUGAUCACAUUAAGACCUGCUACCUUAAAUAAGUCACAAGAAUGUUUUAAAUAUACAUGAUGCAUAUAAUUCUAAAGCAAUACAGUCACAAACGAUUAUGUUUUAUUGUCAAUAAGAACCAUUUUCCUGUGAUCAAUUGGUGAUGUUGUUCAUAUUUGAACAGGUAUUUAAAAAUGAGAUUAACAAUUAAUCGCUGUAAAUUAAUUAUCAUUAAAUUACGUUACCCCUUGUAAGGCAAUCACUGUUUUGAACAAUAGCCAUAUACAAUAGAUAUAGUUUGAUGUGAUUAUAUAUUUACAUGGUUAUAUAGGUGUAUAAUUUUU